UAGAUGCAGCAAUUGUUCCAUGAAAACUAUGAACACAACCGCAAGGGUUACAUUCAAGAUCUUCACAACAGCAAGAUUCAUACAGCCAUAACGCUUCAUCCAAACAAAAGACCUGCCUACCAAUAUAGGCUGCACAAUUACAUACUGAGUCGCAAAAUUUCCGAACUGCGCCAUCGGACUAUCCAGCUCCAUCGAGAAAGUGUCCUGAUGAGCAAGCUCAGUAACACUGAAGUAAAUAAGGAAGAUCAGCAACUGGGAGUGGUGCCGUCUUUCAAUAAUUUCCAGCCACAUGAAAGGGAUGAAGUCAUCGAGUGGGAGUUCCUGACAGGAAAGUUUCUUUACUCAAUGGUGGAGAACCAGCCACCCCGGCAGAGCCUGAGCAGUGUCCUGCGGGCUGCACUGGAUGAUACUGUGAUGCAGGUCAUGGAAAUGAUAAAUGAGAACUCCAGAUCUAGAGGAAGACUCAUUGAUUUCAAGGAAAUACAGUAUGGGUACCGCAGGGUAGACCCUCUGCAUGGAGUAGAGUACAUCCUAGAUUUACUGCUUUUGUACAAAAGGCACAAAGGAAGGAAAGUUACAGUCCCAGUGAGACGCCAUGCUUACCUUCAGCAGUUGUUUAGCAAACCUUUCUUCAAAGAAGCAGAGGAGCUGGAUGUAAAAAGCCUGCUGGAGGACACCAAUAGUGACACUCAAUCUUUCUCUUUCCUUUCAAAUUCUUUAAAGAUUUUUUCCUCGUCAUUCCAAGGAACCAAAGACAUCGGGAGACACAGUGACAAGAAAAUACAUAUUCUUGUUCCUAUCACGGGGAGAUUUGACACUUUCUCAAGAUUUAUGGUUAAUUUUGAGAAGACUUGUCUUAUUCCCAAGCAGAACGUAAAGUUGGCAAUAAUACUCUUCAGUUCUGAUUCAGGCCCAGACUCUAGCAAACACAUAGAACUAAUGAAAGAAUACAGCGUUAGGUAUCCCAAGGCAGAUAUGACCCUGAUUCCAAUGUCAGGAAAGUUUUCUAGAGGUCUAGCUCUUGACAUGGCCUCAUCUCAUUUUGACAAUGACACUUUGCUGCUGUUCUGUGAUGUUGAUCUGGUAUUCACAUCAGACUUCCUCCAGCGAUGCAGAGAUAACACUAUUCAGGGAGAACAGGUUUACUACCCUAUCAUCUUCAGCCAGUACGAUCCAAAAGUAAUAUAUGGAGGCAACCCUCCAGCUGACAGUAGUUUUGUUUUUACAAAAAGAACUGGAUUUUGGAGGGAGUAUGGAUUUGGAAUUACCUGUAUUUACAAAAGUGACUUACUUACUGCUGGUGGAUUUGAUACCUCAAUUCAAGGCUGGGGACUUGAGGAUGUAGACCUCUUUACUAAAGUGAUAACAUCUGGCUUGAAGGCUUUCAGAAGUCAGGAAGUAGGAGUUGUCCAUAUUUUUCAUCCUGUUCAGUGUGACCCCAAUUUAGAUCCGAAACAAUAUAAAAUGUGCUUAGGGUCCAAAGCAAGUACAUUUGCCUCUACCAUGCAGCUCGCUGGACUCUGGCUACAGAAACAUUUGGGUGUCAGGUACAAUUGGACUCUCUCCUGACACUCAGCCUAUUUGGCCUUUUUAGGGGAGUUUACCUCAUUGCUGUUAUUUGAUUUUGCUGUUGUAUUUUAAACUCCCUCCUCGUUGUCUUCCAAAGACUGUUGACCUCAAACGGGCUGACUCUGCUGUUCACUGAUGUUUCUUAUGCCUACUGAACUGGUGAGGUGAAUUCCUUCAUAUUUCCUUUAUUUGAAAUUCAAUCUUGUCAUGGAAAUCAUACAAGCACAUGGAGCAUAUUCAUCACAAGAGACUGUAUUAGAAGAAUGUUGUCUUUCAGCUUUUGGAUUCAAUAUCAUCUUUGUUGCAUUUCUCAGAUUUGAUGUGAUACAAAUAUUUACUGGUGAAGGUACCACAAAAGUGCUUUACGCUUCUUCUGGGGAUGGAACUCUCUAAGAUAAACUUGAGUUU
Onychostruthus taczanowskii (white-rumped snowfinch) is the source of this 1977-nucleotide messenger RNA. RefSeq names its product chondroitin sulfate synthase 3-like. The record is from RefSeq and is a predicted model, not a curated record. Gene Ontology annotation, molecular function: glucuronosyl-N-acetylgalactosaminyl-proteoglycan 4-beta-N-acetylgalactosaminyltransferase activity. Gene Ontology annotation, cellular component: Golgi cisterna membrane. The transcript has a single exon. The annotation marks the transcript as partial. NCBI's taxonomy places the organism in Eukaryota, Metazoa, Chordata, Aves, Passeriformes, Passeridae.